AUGGCACUAGAUCCCAAAAACUAUAGGCAACUGGUAGAUACAACUGUGGAGAUUGCAAACAAAUUUGGUGCUGCUGAUAUAAUAGGAAGAUUAUUUGAGGAUCUUAAAUAUGAGAGUGAACCAUAUAGGCAGAUGGUGAUGGAGACAAUUGGGAAAGUCCUUACGAACUUGGGUGUUUCUGAUAUUAAUGAUCGUUUGGAAGAGGAACUUAUGGAUGGAAGCUUAUAUGCUUUACAAGAGCAGACCAGUGAUGAAGAUAACGUUAUGCUCAAUGGGUUUGAGGAGCCUGAUAUUGCUAUGGUCCCUGACAUUCAUGCAGCACCUGAUGAGAUUCCUCAGAUUCAGGGUGAGGCAGUGGUGGCACCAUUACGGAGAUCCAUUAGGGAGAGAAAGUCAGCUAUACCAUCUAUCUAUGAGGUCUAUCUAGGAGAACAUAACUCUGACAUUGGUUGUGUGGUUGAUGCAAUUACUUAUUCGGGCGUUGUCUCUAGUCCUCAAUUAGAUUUGUAG
This is a messenger RNA of Telopea speciosissima, 510 nucleotides long. Its product is annotated as splicing factor 3B subunit 1-like. The record is from RefSeq and is a predicted model, not a curated record. Gene Ontology annotation, cellular component: U2 snRNP; catalytic step 2 spliceosome; U2-type prespliceosome. NCBI's taxonomy places the organism in Eukaryota, Viridiplantae, Streptophyta, Magnoliopsida, Proteales, Proteaceae. Gene Ontology annotation, molecular function: mRNA binding. Bases 1 to 510 code for a protein of 169 amino acids. The transcript is spliced from 2 exons. Gene Ontology annotation, biological process: spliceosomal complex assembly.